AUGCGAAAAUCAGAAUUCAAGAAACGUUAUGAUGUUAAAAUGGGGAGAUAUGUUAAGAAGCAUAUUUAUGGAGAAGGUGUUACCGAUGUUUUCAAAAGAAUUGGUAGAAAGCUAUUUGGAAAGACGAUGAAAGAGGCUGCUAAAACGGCAACAAAAAAGGCCGUUCAGAAAGCUGCUACCAAAACUGGUGAAUAUGCUCGUGAAAAAGCAGGCAAUAAAAUUGUUCAAUUAUUAAGCAAAAAGAAUAAAAAGACACCGGUAGCAGCAUUACCAGUAGCGACAUCGCCAAUAGAAAAUCCACAAUCAAGAGAACUCACCGAUUACGAAAUUAAUGAGAGGGUGAAUCAAUUACUGUCUGGAGGCCAGAUGAGAAGAUUUAUGUAAUCUAUUAAUAUAAUGAAUUCUUUUAGGGAUCCAAACUAUAUUGAACGAUAUGAAGAUGUUAUUUUUGACCUAGAAACAGCACUAAAUACAACUAUCUCCAAUAAUCGUCACCAAAAGAAAGAUGGCUAUAGGUUUGUUGUUGAUAACAGUGGUGAGGUUACACCAUUUGACUGGUAUAAUGCUCGUAUCAGUCUCGAUUUCAAAGUAGUCUUGCUGGCUAAUGUAGGUAACAUUGCAGUAGCAGAUCAUAAUGGGAUUGUAAACGGGUCGUACUCAUUCUUGAAACAUUUUGAUAUUAAGCUCAAUGGCCAAAAAGUGUAUGAUUGUAAUGACGCGAAUCACGCGGUAAAUAUUAAGAACUUACUUGAGUACAGUCCCGCUUACGCCGAACAAACCGCCAGCAAUGAGUUUUUCUAUCUUGAUACAACAAGACACCCAGAGGAAACAAGAUUCACUAGAAGACGAGUAACUCAUAGAAGAAAUGCUGCCAAUAACGCCGAUGAUGUAGGAUUAAUGUUGGAUGAUGUAGUAGCUAAUUAUAAUAAAGGUUUUGCCCUUCGAAGAGCAAUCUUAGGUGUCUCAUCCACCGUAAACACUGAAAUACCACUGAACAGAUACUCAUUCUUUGAAAUGUUAGAGGAUGAGCUGUUACCUAAUACAAGAGUUGAGAUGAAUUUUGAGAUUGAGUCCGAUGGUAAUCUAAUUUGGCAAGCCGGGGCUAAUUGCAGAGUGGUUAUCACCAGGAUGCAGUUGUAUGUCCCGCGAAUAACCUUUAACAGUGAGGGCCAAUCAUCCUACAUGAGCCAAUACCUUAAAAAUCAUAAGUGGACUUAUUUGAGAGAAAAUAUAGAAAGAUCAAAUAGUAGCCAGCAGAGAGCUGGGCAUUUCAGAAUCUCUUCUGGUAUUUCGAAACCCCGACACGUGUUUGUGUUUAUAAUCAAUGAUGCGAAUAUCGAUGCCCAGACAGCUAAUCCAUUCUUGUACAAUACAUUCUCUGUGUCAACUUACCCAAGGACCUUAUCCAAUUGUCACCUGGAAGUUGGAAACGGAAAUGAAUACCCCGAAAUACAUUACACACCAAGUACUGACAUGACUAGAGUCGUUAGGGAUGUGUUGAAAUAUGUUCACAAAAAUAAUGAAUACGGUGAAGGGUCAUUACUCAAUAAAUCUAAUUUUAGUACGCUAUUCCCCUUCCUGUAUUUCGACUUAACUAAACAAAAAAUGGACAUUAAGGAUGGCACCACAAAACUGACAUUCAAAUAUGAGCUAUCUGGAACAACGGCAACAGCCUACUCAAUUUACGCAUUAACAUUGUACGAACAGGAUGUUGAGCUAAUACCGAAGGAUGGCAAAAUAAUACUUAGAUCGUAAAUUAUGUAACGUAUAUUAUAUAUAAGUAAUGACGAAAUAUUAUCCUUAUGGUGUGUCACUUAGUAAAGGACGAUUGGAAAAGCUUUCGAGAGCUUAUAAUAAUAACUCAGCAAUAACGAUCAGAUUAGCCAGAAAUGAGUUACCCGGACCACAUGAAUUAAUGCUCACAAAAUCUCAGAUCAAUAAAUUGAAAAAGGCAAUGAACCAGGGUACAGGGUCGGAUAUCAAAAUAUCAAAAACACAAAUCAGAAAGGCUGUUAGACAGGGUGGUAGUUUGUGGGGAUCGUUAAUCAGUUUAGGAAGUAAGUUACUACCUACGGCAAUGCCAUUAGCCAAAAAAGCUAUCGCACCGCUUGCAACAGGAGCGUUAUCAGGAUUAGCCAGUUUAGGUGUGGAUAAAAUAUUCGGGAAAGGGCAACGAGGAGGAUUCCUUAUUCCAAUGGACAAAAUAGCACAUUUGGUCGCAUAUAAACAUUUACUGAACACAGGUCAGAAAAGGGAUAUUCUCAAUGCUCUCCAAACUGGCAACGGAUUAGUUAUCAGACCGACAAAAACACAGCAGGGUGGGUUUUUAGGAACUCUGCUAGCGAGUAUAGGAGUCCCCCUGUUACUAAAUGCAUUGACGGGAAAAGGACUGCAGGCUGACAGAACCGGUUCCGCUAAUACAACAUCUGUUUAUGUUCCCGAUACAACUAAUGGCCAUGGAAUGUAUAAUCCGUAUCCCUACUGUCACCACCUUUCUUUGGAACAUGGGAAAACCCCACUGGUAUGGGAGUAAAAAAAAAAGAAAGGGAAAGGGACUGCUGCUCUGCAAAAACAGCCCAUUCAAUUCAAUCCCAAUUCUGGGAACAAUACUGUAAAAUUCAUAAAUAAACCAUUAUCGAAUAUUGAUUUGUUACAAUGGGUUACACAAUUAGGAAUAAAAUAUUUUAGGGGUAUUUACAGCCGCGAUAAUUUACCAGACAAAAUACACAAAUUGGAAACAGGAAUAAUUAAUCUUGAUGAUUCAAUGGGCGGUGGCAGUCAUUGGGGCUGUUAUAGAAAUGUGGAUAAACAAUAUUGUGAGUAUUUUGAUCCGUUCGGAUUAAUCAUGCCCAAUGAAAUCAAAAAUUACCUGAAAACAAGCGGUAAAAAAAUGGUGUACUCAUCAGAUGAAAUACAAGAAAGAGACAGUGUUUUGUGUGGUUAUUGGUGCUUAUAUUACCUCCUAGAGAGACGGAAAGGGAAAUCAUUAUUAGACGUUAUACACAACCCCAAAUUCCGUUUCACAGAUCAAAUGAUAAAUCACCAAUUUCUGAUAAACUAUUUUAUGUAACACUAUUAUAUAUGACUGAAAAAUUUUGUGUUUAUUUCCAAGAAGUUACUCCACAUUAUGUGGAUCAAUAUGGACGUUUCGAGUGCUGCAACUGUGAACCCCUGAGUGAGAGUGAUUAUGAGUCAGAUAGCAGCCAUGAAACUUAUGUUCCAGAUAGUAAUUAGACAAUAAUUAUAUAACAUAAAUAUAUAAUAAUGGUGAAAUCUUAUUGUGUUAAACAGAAGAAGCAAACAGAAUGUGUAGAACCUUCGGGUUAUAAAAUUGCCAAAAAUGGUAGACUUAUGUUUUGGUGCACUUGUGCUGAAUGCGGAAUAAAAAAGUAUAAGUUUGUCAAGAAGGGAAACUAGGUCAGCCUGUCCUAGGGGCAGGCGUAAUCGAUACAAUAGCUGGUACUGCUCUUGAUGGGUUUGUACAUCAUGCUUUACCUUAUAUGGCAAAAAAGACCGUUGAGAUGGGCAGAUAUUACGGAUCAGAAGCAUUACGCAAUAAAAAGUUACAGAAAAAAGCUUUAGAUUAUGCUCUAGAUAAAUUGAAUCCGAUGAUCCAGAAUGUCGGUUCUUAAGCUCUUAACCAAUUAUCAACCAAAAUACGACCAAAGAAAAACUACAAAACUAACAGGAAAGAUUUGGAUGGAGGUGCUAUAGAUAUCCACAAGGAGAUUGGUAAAUUACCAAAACCAGCAGGUGGAUGGACUUUACCAGGACAUCGGUAUAGAGGCCCUUACAACGAUCUCGAAAAUCAAGUCAGAUACAAUCCAGAAACUGGUGAAAUAUUAGAAAGUUAUGAUUCGCCAACUGGGCCAACCGAUGCAGUGGCAAUGCAACAUGAUGUUGAUUAUAGUGUUUGCGGU
This is a messenger RNA of Porites evermanni, 3920 nucleotides long. NCBI's taxonomy places the organism in Eukaryota, Metazoa, Cnidaria, Anthozoa, Scleractinia, Poritidae. The record is from the annotation of a GenBank genome assembly.